This is a messenger RNA of Bombyx mori (domestic silkworm), 2515 nucleotides long. RefSeq lists its product as uncharacterized. The record is from RefSeq and is a predicted model, not a curated record. Lineage: Eukaryota; Metazoa; Arthropoda; Insecta; Lepidoptera; Bombycidae. The transcript is spliced from 4 exons. Bases 1066 to 2382 code for a protein of 438 amino acids.
AGUUUUCCUGUAAUGCGGCCUUUUUUGUUAAAAUAUAAUAUACCAACAGUUUAACAUCGUUUUGACAAAUGAAUUUAUGAAGUGCAUACUCGUGUAUUGCAAACAAUACUGUUAGUUUGGAUUCAUACUCAAUUAUAUGUGUUUCGUUCUCAUAAAUUUCGUAUUUCGUUGAUAAUUAACUCAGUGUUUGAUGGCGAAAUGGCUUUCAAUUUCGACAGCGGACAGUUUAACAAAGAGUCGACGCCAAAACGGCUUGGGAACUGGGAGGUACCACGUUGGGCACCAUCGCGCGCUCGACCUUUAGAGAUGCGAGCGAACCCGAAACCCAUCUGUGACAUCAACGGCCGCUUUCUGCCCGGUGCUCCUAGAGGCACGUCUAGAUGCUUCGGACAUUUUACGGGUACAUGGGAUUUGCCAAGGAAGAUUACCAGGAAAGUAGCUGAGGAGUUAGCGAAAGAGCCGCCGGAUGGGCGUUUCUCGGAUUGGUUAAAUCCUCGUGUACAAAGACCGAAGGCUGCUGCGACGGCAUCGGGGCGCUUGCGCGGUGGGAAACGCGCCAAAGGAAAGGAGGAUGUUAAAGAAAAUGGAAACACACAGACAUUUGUACCUCGCCAAUGUCCAUUUCAUAGUCGCCUUCGUAAAGUGAACAAAAGUAAAAAGUAAAUUUGCACCAGCACUUCCUUAUUAUUACACGAUGCAAUAUUUAGCAAAUGUAAUUAAAAUUGUUGUUCCAAAUGAUUUCAUGUCUGUACUCAUAAGGAUUCUGAUGUACUAAAAAAAGACACAGGACAAGAAGAGGCAAUUCAAGAAGAUAAUUUUGAUCAGAACUGUACGAGACAAGAGGAUCCAUUGGAUCUUUAUAAGCAGAAAGAGCCCGUAGACGCCGAUGGUCGAAGUCCUUAUAUUCCAGGUAAUUUAACGGAAGAAGACAAGAGACAUGAAAGUUACGAUUCGCUUGUGAAAGACGCAGUUAAUCAGUUACACGGUCAACAAGAAGAAAAAACUGAAACAUUCUGGAGAAAAGUCGCUGAAAACGCAAAGAAAAAUGAGCAAGCCGUGGAAGAAAUGAAAUACGAGAGAAAAGAUCAAACUCCAAAAUUACCACAAGUAGACGUCACUCAAAAUUUUCAGUUCGCUAAAAAGAUGCAUGUCGGCAAUUUGGAGCAUCAACCACUACCUGACACAUUAGGAUACAGAAAUUUAACAAAAAUUGGGGAACACAGAGGCUCCGAUAUUAUUGUCAAGCCGUAUGCGAUUGGCUGGAAAGGAUAUGGAGCAUCAGGUCCUACCUGCUGCACAAAAAUGCGCGUCCACAGACCAAAAACAUGUGAUCCCAAGAAGGGAGAAAGUGAAAAGGACGAAAAUAAACAGCGACCGUCGACCUCUGCUCCUGAUUUAGGAGGUCAGUACAAAAAACCUAUGUCACUCAUGGAUUUAGCGAUUUGUUGGGAUUUUAGAGCAGACGAUCCCAUAAAAGAGCCAAAACCACCCAAACAUAUUGAUGGUUCGAACGGAUCUAAAGCUCCAGCAGUGUUCACAAUGGUUCAUACACCGAAGGAAGAAUUCGAGGAAAAAACAGGCCAUUCGAACCCAAUUUUUAAUCAAAAUCGGAUAGUGGAAGAUGUCGGACGCCAUUCUGUACCAUACUUCGAAAGAGACAUCACAAAAGAAAAACGAAAGAAUUCAUGUGACGUUCAGCAUUGUCCUCGGCAUACUAGUGCUGAUAAGAAUUCAAGAUCUGGAUCUUUGAGUAGAAGAAAUUCCAGUAAUUCUGCAAAAAAAUCACAAUGUGACGGAGUCCAUGGCUGUGGAACUCCUAGCGAUUCGACUCGUAAAGGGAAAGGUGAUGACAGACCGGAUAAAUUGCAACCCAUUAGAGACGCAUGGAAAGAUGAUUUAAAGUACGGCAGUGAAGUCCAUUCUAAUAAGAACAGUUUGGAGCCGUACGAGAAGACGCCAUUAGCUCAAGGUAAAUUGAACCACAGUUCACCAAACGAUUCACAUAUAACCAAAGCGAAAGACUGCGACAAUUCUAGUGGCAGUUUAAAACAUAAGCAUUGUUUAUCUUGCAACGGAACAAAGAUACCUUCGGAAAUAAAACAAAAGGAAGAUUACAAAUUCGCAUUCAAAGCGGGCAAUCCUAACUCUGUUAAAAGUGUGAGCACAUCUAUAGAUUCAAAAGGAUUCAAGAUACCGAAGAUGCGUCAUCCGUAUACUAAAAAAUCGUAUACCAUACCGACGCUCGCGCCUCCGUUUAGUAUCUGGAGGGAUGCUAAUGCAACGGGUUAUCCGGAGCACUGGAGACUUGCAAGCGUUUACCAGCACGCCUACAAACCGCCCGAGCAACGUCGCAAACCACUCAUAGAUAGUGUUUUUCAAUGACCAAUUCAAGCUUUAGGGGUACAUAAUGUAAGAAAAAUACGUGUAGCAUCGUCCAUAAAAUUGUUUAUUGAAGCUAAAAUCAUCAAUUGUUUAUAUACGAAAACUCGUGAAUAAAUAUCUUGCCGCUUACUAA